UCUCAGGCCACGCAGCGCAACGCGCCCCGCCCUGCUUCUCCUCCCAGGCUUCUCCCUUCCCCCCUUCCUUCUUUCUCCUUCACAGAACGUUUGUGCAGCUGUGUUCUGAACUGGCAGCUCUAACCUUCUGGGGAACCUUCUAUUAAUAAAAAGCUCAGUUCAGCGGAAAGGAGGGGGGGAAAUUAUAUAAAAAUUCUCCCUGCACGUAACGAGACAAGCAAAAGUAAUUUCUAACCAUGAGGGAAAUCGUACAUAUCCAAGCUGGCCAGUGUGGCAAUCAGAUCGGUGCAAAGUUCUGGGAGGUGAUCAGUGAUGAACAUGGCAUCGACCCUACUGGCACCUACCAUGGGGACAGCGACCUGCAGUUGGACCGGAUCUCUGUCUACUACAAUGAGGCCACUGGUGGCAAAUAUGUUCCUCGGGCCAUCUUGGUCGAUCUUGAGCCUGGAACCAUGGACUCUGUUCGUUCUGGACCUUUUGGCCAGAUAUUCAGGCCAGACAACUUUGUCUUUGGCCAGUCUGGGGCAGGCAACAACUGGGCCAAAGGCCACUAUACCGAGGGGGCAGAGCUGGUGGAUUCAGUCUUGGAUGUGGUACGCAAAGAGGCAGAGAGUUGUGAUUGCCUGCAAGGCUUCCAGCUGACUCACUCACUUGGUGGAGGCACAGGAUCAGGGAUGGGCACCCUGCUCAUUAGCAAGAUUCGAGAAGAGUACCCUGACCGAAUCAUGAAUACCUUUAGUGUGGUUCCAUCACCCAAGGUCUCAGACACCGUAGUUGAGCCCUACAAUGCCACUCUCUCUGUCCAUCAGUUAGUAGAAAAUACAGAUGAAACCUACUGCAUUGAUAAUGAAGCACUCUAUGAUAUCUGCUUCCGAACCCUCAAGCUUACUACACCAACAUAUGGUGACCUCAACCAUCUAGUCUCUGCUACCAUGAGUGGUGUCACCACCUGCCUUCGCUUUCCUGGACAGCUUAAUGCUGAUCUCCGCAAAUUGGCCGUAAAUAUGGUCCCUUUCCCUCGACUCCAUUUCUUCAUGCCUGGCUUUGCCCCCCUCACCAGUCGUGGGAGCCAGCAAUAUCGUGCCCUAACUGUCCCUGAGCUCACUCAGCAAGUCUUUGAUGCCAAGAACAUGAUGGCAGCCUGUGACCCUCGCCAUGGGCGCUAUCUCACCGUGGCUGCUGUUUUCCGUGGUCGGAUGUCCAUGAAGGAGGUGGAUGAACAAAUGCUCAACGUGCAAAACAAAAAUAGUAGCUACUUUGUUGAGUGGAUCCCCAACAAUGUCAAGACCGCUGUCUGUGACAUCCCACCUCGUGGGCUCAAGAUGGCUGUCACCUUCAUUGGCAACAGCACUGCCAUCCAAGAGCUUUUCAAGCGCAUCUCAGAGCAGUUUACUGCUAUGUUCCGCCGGAAGGCCUUUCUUCACUGGUAUACGGGGGAGGGGAUGGACGAGAUGGAAUUCACAGAGGCUGAAAGCAACAUGAAUGAUCUCGUGUCUGAAUACCAACAAUACCAGGAUGCCACUGCUGAAGAGGAGGAGGAUUUUGGUGAGGAGGCAGAGGAGGAGGCGUAAGGAAGAUACCCCUGCCACCAUCUCAGUCUUCUCAACUCUCAUAACAUUCUUUCCCCAUCACCCUUUUCCUCUAAAGUUUGCAUUUUCUGUCUUCAUCUUUCUCUCUUUUGUGGGUGCUGAGCUUUUUGCCCUCUGUUCUUCCUUUAUGACCUGUCAUCUCAGUAAUAUACUCUCUUCUUCCUCACUACCAGAUUUCUCUUCAAGAAGUAGAAUGUCUCCAACCCAGAGCCUCAAUUUAGGGGUUUUGGUGCCCAGUAAGUGCCCUGGACUAAAAUGGUAACCAUGAGAAAAGGUCCUUUGACUUCCCUUGAAGAUGCGGGGACCAAGAUGUAAUAUUCCUAGUGAAAAGCGUUCUCUUGGUGGGUGUUUGGGGGGGGGAAGAGGAAAUAGUAUUCCAUUCCAUAAAAGUCUUGGGGGGGAGGGGCAGGCUCUCAUUCCCCAAACUGUCAUUCCUGUCUCUAAAUGCCCCUUCCUUUUCUCCCUAGCUCUGGGGGAAGUGUUGACAGUAUUAUCUCCCUCCUCCCCUCCAAGUUUUGGUUUUCUACUUGUGUUCAUGUUUCUUUGGAGGGGUCUGUGCCUCACUCAGCCAAGUGGGCUUUCCCCCUCAAGCUCUUUUUCCUUCUCUCAUUUUGGGACCCAUCAGUGAGAUUUGCUUCAACUUCCAAAAUUCCAGAGAAGUCCCUCAUUUGAGGAAGAUUUCAGUUUUCUUUCAGUUUCUCCUCCCUUCCCCAAAUUGAUUCCCUCCAAAAGAAGAGAAGCUGGGACAAGAAACACUUCCCAUCACUAUCUCUUUCAUUUUCUGUCAUCCUUUCCAUUUAGCAUUUUCUACACUGGGUUCAUCCCCCCAGUUCUAGGUUUCUGUUUUGUGUUGAACUUGCUUUUUUUCAUAUUGAAAAGAUGCCUCCUCUUCCUUCCCCCCCCCCCCCCCAAUAAACAGGAAAUGAGGGGAAAAAACCCUACAAAUAUAA
Messenger RNA from Antechinus flavipes (yellow-footed antechinus), 2539 nucleotides. It is a transcript of the gene TUBB, whose product is annotated as tubulin beta class I. Gene Ontology annotation, biological process: mitotic cell cycle; microtubule cytoskeleton organization. Gene Ontology annotation, cellular component: cytoplasm; microtubule. Gene Ontology annotation, molecular function: GTP binding; GTPase activity; structural constituent of cytoskeleton. NCBI's taxonomy places the organism in Eukaryota, Metazoa, Chordata, Mammalia, Dasyuromorphia, Dasyuridae. The record is from RefSeq and is a predicted model, not a curated record. The coding region runs from base 237 to 1571 and encodes 444 amino acids. The transcript is spliced from 4 exons.